ACAUCAAAGUGAAAUAACCCAGACAUAACGAUCACUCAUUUUAAAAUAACUUAUAAUGUACUUACCCAAAUCGUUUUGUUUCUUUGUGUUCCCAUACAGCUCACUCGGUGUAUCAUGUCCCAGCUGAUUAAAUGGUUCAGUAACUUCAGAGAGUUCUACUAUAUUCAGAUGGAGAAGUUUGCCCGGCAGGCCCGAGUGGAGGGAGUUAACAGUGUGAGGGAUGUAGCAGUGAGGAGAGACUCGGAGCUCUUCAGAGCCCUCAACAUGCAUUACAACAAGGCCAAUGACUUUCAGGUUCCUGACAGGUUCCUUGAAGUGGCUGAGAUCACACUACAGGAGUUUUACAUUUCCAUCUCUCUGGCCAGAGACUCAGACCCAUCCUGGAAGAAAGCCAUUUAUAAGGUCAUCAGUAAACUGGACAGUGAUGUACCGGCUGAAUUCAAAGCCCCCCUCACAACAUAGAAAGAGACAGACGGAGGUUGCCGUAUUUAAAAACAAAGUGUAUUUUCCUGCACGGGCCAUGUAUUGAAUCGAAGCCAUGCUAAACGUACAACAGCAGGACAGGGUACCCGGUGUUUCGAUAUAUGGUCAAUGUGGACGGUUCUGUAAGUCGCUUUGUAAAAACAGUGUACGGUAAAUAAGCAUUGUUAACGCCAUUUCCCAUUCAGAUGUCCGUCGUGUGAAAUGUGUGGCUGUACAGUAGGCCUAUGUCACAGUUGGGUUUUAUAUUCACACAGUAGGAGGAUUGUAGAGAAAAUUGCAAUGUAGUUUCAAUUAAAAAAAAACAAUGUAUACCAUUUUGCUUGAUAUUGAGGCAUGCGUUGCUGUAGAAU
Oncorhynchus kisutch (coho salmon) is the source of this 833-nucleotide messenger RNA. Its product is annotated as prospero homeobox protein 2-like. Gene Ontology annotation, biological process: regulation of transcription by RNA polymerase II. Lineage: Eukaryota; Metazoa; Chordata; Actinopteri; Salmoniformes; Salmonidae. Gene Ontology annotation, cellular component: nucleus. Bases 115 to 462 code for a protein of 115 amino acids. The transcript is spliced from 2 exons. Gene Ontology annotation, molecular function: DNA-binding transcription factor activity, RNA polymerase II-specific; RNA polymerase II cis-regulatory region sequence-specific DNA binding. The record is from RefSeq and is a predicted model, not a curated record.